CCUGCACAGGGCAGUCGAUUGUCGGAGACAGAGUAACUAGCUGUUGUGGAUCCCGUUUCGUUAGAAGUUGUAGAAAACCAGUGGAAAAGUUCAGUCCAUCAAGUGGUUAUCUUUGAAAAAUGACAGUUCUAGUGAACUUUAACGGAUCGUUUUGUGAUUUCUUUGGUCUGCUUCUAAUUUUAGUCGUAACAACAUGGGCCCAUUCUCUAGAAACGGAAGGUGUCGUCGCAACGCACGUUAAUGAUGGAUCUAGGUUCGUUGAUCGCCAACAGAUUCUAAAAGUCGUCAAACCAGAUCAUCAGCCUCAUUCCUGCAUGACGUUCGAUGGGCAACCUGGUACCUGCCUGUCUGCCAGAGAAUGUUACCCUUACACCAAAGUGCAUCAAUCUCUCAGUUCCAAUGAAACGUGGGUUAUCGGCUCGUUAGGAACAUGCCAUUUAUCUACCGAAGCCAACGGCCGACAGGUCUACGGAGUUUGCUGUAAUAAUUUACAUAGCAGGACGCCACAACCUCAAAGCGACAACUUACCUCCUGGCGAACAAGAGAUGGGACGUUUCAAGGAUGGCGCUGGCUCGCGAAUCGUUAACGGGAAAAUCUCUACUUUAGGAGAAUAUCCAUUUAUGGUGGGUAUCAUGCGAGGAAGGAAUGUUUUUUGUGGAGGAUCACUGUUGGAUGCCAAUCAUGUCCUUACUGCGGCCCAUUGUGUUAGCGGGUUGUCUUCUCAGGAUCUCUUGCAAUUGACUAUUGUUAUGGGUGCUGUGGAUAUAAACGACUCCAAGAAAGUGAUAAGACAUGUCAAAAGUGUCAUUCGUCAUAGACAAUUUGACAAUCGUAAAUUGCGCAACGAUAUUGCUCUACUUACUUUAGACUCACCGGUCGAGUUCACAAAUGUCGUGUCUCCUGUUUGUCUCCACGACGAUGUUACAAAGGAUUACGUAGGGAAAGACGUGGUCACCGCUGGAUGGGGCCGCACAUAUUACAAGGGACCCAAAUCUCCAGUGCUUCAAAAGGUGACGUUGAAACUGAAAUCACUGGACGACUGCCGCAGAAAUUUGGGUGUUCAAUCUCCAGGAGGUGUCCCCGAUCAUUACAUUUGCGCAUGGGCCCCCAAUCGUGAUUCGUGUGCCGGUGACAGUGGAGGACCUUUGAUGUUGGCAGAUGACGGAUGUCAAAUUGGAAUUGUCAGCUGGGGUAUCGGUUGUGCUACAAACACGUACGGCGUUUAUACUCGAAUUUCAUCUUUCCGCGAUUGGAUCGAAAAAAAUAAAGUUUAAUCUUCGCUUGCUGAAAAGUGGUAAUUAAAUAGAAAUCUCAAUUGUUUAUUCCAACUUUAUGAAGUUGCAGAAAAAGAAAUAAUAAACUUUUUAGGUUUCAAUGAAA
Daphnia pulicaria is the source of this 1380-nucleotide messenger RNA. RefSeq names its product chymotrypsin-2-like. The transcript is spliced from 9 exons. NCBI's taxonomy places the organism in Eukaryota, Metazoa, Arthropoda, Branchiopoda, Diplostraca, Daphniidae. Gene Ontology annotation, biological process: proteolysis. Bases 120 to 1274 code for a protein of 384 amino acids. The record is from RefSeq and is a predicted model, not a curated record. Gene Ontology annotation, molecular function: serine-type endopeptidase activity.